UGAAAUUCAAUGUAAAGUGAAGUGAAACGAGAAGAAAGUUAGAAAAUGUAUACAUAGACAUAAAAAAAACUCUUUUUUUUUCAAUAUCGGUUAAAUUUAAUUUGAUUUAAUCCCGUACCGUAGUCAAUAAUUCCACAAUAUUUGAAGCAACGAUUCUAGACAUACACAAAUAAUAAACAAACACUCAGCGGCCAAUUUAUCGAAUAAACAAAAAUAAAAUCGAGUUUCAUCUGUAAAGAGCGACACACGCAUAAAAACCAAAAUAAACAAAAACAAUAGAUGAACUUUAGUUGAUUAGUAUAGAACAUGCAAAAAUACGAAAAAUUGGAAAAAAUUGGCGAAGGUACUUAUGGAACCGUUUUCAAAGGAAAGAAUCGUGAUACAUUGGAAAUUGUGGCACUGAAGCGUGUUCGCCUCGAUGAAGAUGAAGAAGGUGUACCGUCGUCAGCACUCAGGGAAAUUUGCUUGCUAAAAGAACUGAAGCAUAAAAAUAUCGUACGACUUUAUGAUGUGUUGCAUUCAGAUAAAAAAUUGACACUUGUUUUCGAGCAUUGUGACCAAGAUCUCAAAAAGUACUUUGACAGUUUGAACGGUGAAAUCGAUUUGGAUGUGGUGAAAAGUUUUAUGUAUCAAUUAUUACGUGGUUUGCAAUUUUGUCACAGUCAUAAUGUUUUGCAUCGCGACUUAAAACCACAAAAUUUGCUAAUCAAUAAAAAUGGCGAAUUGAAAUUGGCCGAUUUUGGUUUGGCACGAGCAUUUGGCAUCCCAGUAAAAUGCUAUUCAGCCGAAGUGGUUACACUAUGGUAUCGACCACCGGACGUUUUGUUUGGUGCCAAAUUAUAUACAACGAGCAUUGAUAUGUGGUCGGCUGGUUGUAUAUUUGCCGAAUUGGCAAAUGCAGGACGACCGCUAUUUCCUGGUUCCGAUGUUGAUGAUCAAUUGAAACGUAUAUUCAAAUUGCUCGGCACACCGACGGAAGACACAUGGCCAGGCGUUAGUCAAUUAGCCGAUUUUAAACCGUUCCCAUUGUACCAUCCGACAACAUCGUGGAGUCAAGUGGUUCCACGACUAAAUUCCAAAGGUCGUGAUCUACUACAAAAACUAUUGGUGUGUGUGCCAAAAAUGCGAAUCAAUGCUGAACAGGCGAUGGCACAUCCAUAUUUUACUGAUAACUGAGACGAACCACACUUAAUCCCUUGUCAUCCGACUGAUUUUAUUUCGAAACAACAAAAAAAAAACAACCGACACAAAAAUUAAACUUUAGAACAUCAUUCAACGAUUGAAUCGAAACCAAUUUUUUGUCAAACACAUGAAAAUUUUGCAAUUUUACGCAAAUUAUGCGUAAGAUGUAAUUCGAAUAGUGGCCAUUCCGAUCCCAUGUUUCCUUCGAAAACGAAACGCAAUGAUAAUACAACUUAAUUUAUUACGAUUGUAUAAGCCAAUUAAUGAAUUUCUUGAUGAAAUAAAAUGAAAAACUAUUUUAAUUUUACACGAAAAAAAUUCUUUUCGUUGUAUCGGAA
Contarinia nasturtii (swede midge) is the source of this 1520-nucleotide messenger RNA. RefSeq names its product cyclin-dependent kinase 5 homolog (gene Cdk5). NCBI's taxonomy places the organism in Eukaryota, Metazoa, Arthropoda, Insecta, Diptera, Cecidomyiidae. Gene Ontology annotation, cellular component: cytoplasm; nucleus. Gene Ontology annotation, molecular function: ATP binding; cyclin-dependent protein serine/threonine kinase activity. The transcript has 4 exons. Gene Ontology annotation, biological process: neuron apoptotic process; synaptic vesicle transport; axonogenesis. The coding region runs from base 307 to 1176 and encodes 289 amino acids. The record is from RefSeq and is a predicted model, not a curated record.